Molecule: messenger RNA, 1551 nt
Organism: Westerdykella ornata
Lineage: Eukaryota; Fungi; Ascomycota; Dothideomycetes; Pleosporales; Sporormiaceae
Exons: 4
Coding region: 307-1458 (383 amino acids)
Biological process (GO): regulation of DNA-templated transcription
Source: RefSeq, a predicted model, not a curated record
CAUAGUGCAACGCCAUCGUCACUGGUGUCAUUAGGGUCCGCGUCUACCGAUUCGCCAAGUCCGCAAAACCCAAAGUAGAAAAGCCGGACCCUCUGCAAGACCACGCCGUGCGUCCACGGGUCUCCUGCACCUCCCCUCCCACCCCCCGCCACUACCCAAUUCUGAUCUUGCCUGGUUCACGUCAAGUGUACCUGCCCGUCUCGUCUCGGUUCCUGCAACACCAUCCAUCAAUCAUCGUCUCUCUCCUCCUGCCCGCACGCCCUCCCGUCCUUUCGCUUCCCCCGCCUCGCGUACGCGCUCCGUCAUAUGGAAACAAGGCAACCCGAGUAUUCGCAGUCAGGUUCGAAUCUGCCCUACCCUUCCUUUCCAGAACCUCCUUCUGAAGGUUCCUCUCCAGAUCAGCCAUCUGCUGCGCAAUACCAGCAAGCCGCCGACCCUCGCUCAUCCUCGACCUACUCGACCUCGGCCACGCCCACGUCCGAGUACACGCUCAACCCGCCGUCUGCGCGCUCCUCGGGCAACUUCCCAGACUACAUCCAACGUUCGUACCAGGCGCCGGGCGUCCAAGGCACCUCCGCCGCUAUGGCGCAGCAACAAAGUCCGUCCAUGCCUCUGCAAAAUGGCCAGAACAAUGACCAUGCUCCCAACCAAGAGCCUCAGUCUAACGCCGAUGUGCCUAUAGAUCCGACCAUCGCCGCAGGCGCGAGCCCCACGACCUAUCCUCCGCACGGCCAGCAGUAUGCCCCCUACGGCCAUGGAGACAUGCAGCAUCACUACCAAGGCCAGCCCAACACGCAGAUGUACACCCAACCCCGCCAGGAGUGGGGGGCACCCGCCUAUCCCUCUCACAUGUAUCAUCCCCACUCCUCGUCCGCAGGCCCGCCUGCUCCCUCCAUGGUCUCGCCGGUGAGCCAGCGACCGCCAACGGGAGGCCAUCCGCUGUCGACGGUCUACUCGUUCGUACCCAUCCCCGGUGCGCAGCAGCACAAGAGGCCGCGACGCCGCUACGAAGAGAUUGAGCGCAUGUACAAGUGCGGCUGGAAUGGUUGCGAAAAGGCCUAUGGCACCCUGAACCAUCUCAACGCCCAUGUCACGAUGCAGUCGCAUGGCGCGAAGCGCACCCCUGAAGAAUUCAAGGAGAUACGAAAGGAAUGGAAGGCCAAGAAGAAGGAGGAGGAAGCAGCUCGCAAGGCCGAGGAAGAGGCCAGGAUGCGUGCCAGUGAAACACGCACCCACGAUGGGGCGGCUCCCGUUGCUCAGUACGCAGAGGUGCGGCAGCCUCUCCCUAUGGCCUCGGGCGCCCAGCUCCCUCCUCUUGGUUAUCAAGCCGCUUCAAGCGCCUCCACGACCGCCAGCUACGGCAACCAGAGUCCCGGCUUGAACGAGUCAAUGGCCCAUUAUGCGCAGUCGCCGUACGGACAGAAUCAAGCCCCCAUGUACCAGCAGCAGAACCAUUAGGCGGGUGAAGCUGAUGUGCCACAUCUCCCUUCCCCCCCUUCGCCCCGAACCAGAGGCGACUCUCCCUAAAUGACUAGCGACGUCCGUGCGCUC